GCCGCAAAAAGUGUUCGUCACCAGUCAACCUUGACGGCGCGGCGUGGAGCAGUCUGGGUGUAUAAAGAGAUGCAGUUGUCCAGCCACAGACAGUGUCACCGAGCUCCUCAGCGCAGCACUGCAAACAUGAUCAAGCUCGGCUCAGUGGUGUGUCUUCUUGCCUCGACGACACUUGUUGUUGCUGGAGGACAUGGCGGCGGCCAUGGCGGAAUAAAUUUGGGCGGCGGGGGCGGUCAUGGAGCCGUCUUCUUUGGCGCUGGUGGCCAUGGCGGCGGUUUUGGCGGUGGCCAUGGCGGCGGUUUUGGCGGUGGAUCUGGUGGCGGUGGAUAUGGUGGCGGUGGAUAUGGCGGCUACAGUAGGCCUACUCCAUAUGCCUUCAACUACGGGGUCUCUGCCGGCUACACCAACUUCGGCCAAAGCGAGAAAGGCAACGGCUACGGAGGCGUGAACGGCGGCUACUGGGUCAACCUUCCUGACGGCCGUGUGCAGAGGGUGUCCUACUGGGCUGACGGCAGCGGCUACCACCCGGUGGUGACCUACUCUGGCAAGGCCCACUACCCAGCGAGUUACGGCCACGGUUAUCACUGAUCUAACACUUUACGAGGUCGGGAUUAAUUGUGGUGGAGUUCCUUUUGUAAAUGUGAAGCACAUAAUAAACUAUAGGUUAUA
Eriocheir sinensis (Chinese mitten crab) is the source of this 669-nucleotide messenger RNA. RefSeq lists its product as uncharacterized. The transcript is spliced from 3 exons. The record is from RefSeq and is a predicted model, not a curated record. Lineage: Eukaryota; Metazoa; Arthropoda; Malacostraca; Decapoda; Varunidae. Gene Ontology annotation, cellular component: extracellular matrix. Bases 70 to 588 code for a protein of 172 amino acids.